Molecule: messenger RNA, 1062 nt
Organism: Trichoderma citrinoviride
Lineage: Eukaryota; Fungi; Ascomycota; Sordariomycetes; Hypocreales; Hypocreaceae
Product: SPFH domain family protein
Exons: 3
Coding region: 1-1062 (353 amino acids)
Cellular component (GO): plasma membrane
Source: RefSeq, a predicted model, not a curated record
AUGUCUGUCCCAAACGGCGCUGGCCACAGCAGUUCCUCCAAGGCUACUGACCACGAUGGAACCAAUGUUCCCGGCUUUCAGCCCCAGAACAAGAUGACGGUCCAGCCCCCGAGAAACGAGGAUCUCCAAGUCAGCUAUGCCGCUGAAAUCGGGGGCGAGGCCAACCCAAAGGGCUGGUAUGGCAGCAUGAUCAAUUCUCUCGGCGCGUGUAUCGGAACAAUGGGUGCCAUUCCUUGCUGUAUACUUUGCCCCAACCCGUAUAAGCACGUCAACCAAGGCCAUGUCGGCCUCGUCACCAAAUUCGGUCGAUUCUACAAGGCCGUAGAUCCCGGUUUGGUCAAAGUCAACCCCCUCAGCGAGAGACUCAUUUCGGUUGAUGUCAAGAUACAAAUUGCGGAGGUCCCUGAGCAGACAUGCAUGACCAAGGACAAUGUCACUUUGCGCCUGACAUCCGUCAUCUACUACCACAUUGUGUCUCCUCACAAGGCCGCUUUUGGUAUCUCCAACGUCCGCCAGGCUCUCGUUGAGCGUACUCAGACUACUCUGCGCCACGUCGUUGGUGCUCGCGUUCUCCAGGAUGUAAUCGAGCGUCGCGAGGAGAUUGCACAGUCUAUCGGGGAGAUCAUUGAAGAUGUUGCUGCCGGUUGGGGUGUUCAGGUCGAGAGCAUGCUUAUCAAAGACAUUGUUUUCAGUCAGGACCUGCAAGACUCGCUUUCAAUGGCUGCUCAGAGCAAGCGAAUUGGUGAAAGCAAGAUCAUCGCCGCCAAGGCCGAGGUCGAAUCGGCUAAAUUGAUGCGUCAAGCCGCCGAUAUUCUGAGUUCUGCUCCUGCCAUGCAGAUUCGCUACCUCGAGGCUAUGCAAGCCAUGGCCAAGUCCGCCAACAGCAAGGUCAUCUUCCUGCCUGGAAACACUCAAGCUUUCAGUAGCGCUGCCAUGAAUGCCGCUCUGAAUGACGGCCAGUCCGGUGAAGGCAGUGGCAGCACUGCCGUCAAUGCCCGCGACUUUGGAGGUCAGGAAAAUUUCCAACAAGCCUUGAACGCUCGCAUGGUGGAAAACUUCUAG